Messenger RNA from Malania oleifera, 2217 nucleotides. RefSeq names its product pentatricopeptide repeat-containing protein At3g21470. Lineage: Eukaryota; Viridiplantae; Streptophyta; Magnoliopsida; Santalales; Ximeniaceae. Gene Ontology annotation, biological process: RNA modification. The transcript has a single exon. Gene Ontology annotation, molecular function: protein binding; RNA binding. Bases 259 to 1998 code for a protein of 579 amino acids. The record is from RefSeq and is a predicted model, not a curated record.
UAGAAACAGAUUUAAACUUGACGUUUCUUUGUUUAUGCAAAUAAAUAAAAUCAACGAACACUUGCCGAACUAAAUUAUCGAGUUGUUAAUGUUUUUCCUUUCUUUUCUUUGUGGGUCGAGGCAAUCUGCGUUGAACAUGGAGUGGAGAACAUACAAUUCAGUGUGGUGAGUCAUACAUUAUCGUUUUCUCUCCUCUUUCAAACUGGUUUUCUCCCUGUUCAAAUAAAAGUUGGAACCGCGAAAUCUAGAGCGCAUACGAUGAUAAUGAGAAGUUCCUGCCGAAACGCACAAGGAAUCACACACUACCCUCAACCAGAAACACUAAAUUCACAUCAAUUUGGCCAAAACCAAAACCCCUUAAACCCAAAACCCCCCAAAGCAAGCUCCGAUUCCCUCUGCUCCAUAAAUUGGCAUGGUCUUGUAAGGAAUUACAUCUCUCGAGGAGAACCAAGAGAAGCCCUCCUUUUAUACACCCGAAAUCGCUCCAAAGGAAUAUACAUUUUAGGCGUAGCCCCUUUGCUUCUCAAGGCUUGUGCUUCUCUUUCUAUGCUACACCAUGGGAAAGCUUUGCACGCCGAGUCCAAGAAGACAGGAGCGGAUUCUGAUGUAAUGGUGGGAACCUCAUUGGUGGGCAUGUACGGAAAGUGUGGUGAUAUUGUCAAUGCUCGUAAAGUGUUUGAUUAUAUGCCCGAGAGAAACGCGGUGACGUGGAAUGCAAUUAUAGGAGGGUACUUGAAGCAUGGAGACACAAAAUCCGCUUCUUUCUUGUUUGACCAGAUGCCAAUGCCUCGAAAUUCCGUGACUUGGAUUGAAAUGAUCGAUGGGUUUGCAAGGAGGGGAGAUACUACAGCUGCCAGGUGUUUUUUUGACCGGGUUCCGCCAGAGUUGAGGACUGUGGUGACAUGGACCGUGAUGGUUGAAGGGUAUGCGAGAAAUGGGGAGAUGGAGGCUGCAAGGGAAGUUUUUGAGGAGAUGCCACUGAGGGAUUUUUUUGUUUGGUCAUCAAUGAUUUCUGGGUAUUUCAGGAAGGGUGACAUUCAUGAGGCGAGAGCCAUUUUUGAUCAGAUUCCUGUUCGGAAUUUAGUGAAUUGGAAUGCGUUAAUUUCUGGCUAUGCACAAAAUGGGUUUUGUGAGGAAGCUUUGGAAGCAUUUGACAGAUUGCGAGGUGAGGGAUUUGAGCCAGAUGAAGUUACAACAGCAAGUGUUUUAUCAGCUUGUGCUCAAUUGAGUCUCUUGGAUGCUGGGAAGGAAAUCCAUCAUAUGAUAAAUCAUAAGGGGAUAAAGCUGAACCUGUUUGUCAGCAAUGCUUUAAUUGACAUGUAUGUAAAAUGUGGAGACUUGACCAAUGCUAGGUUAAUAUUUGAAGGGAUGCCCCAAAGGUACAAUGCCUGUUGGAAUGCUAUGAUCUCUGGUUUUGCCAUGCAUGGACAAAUCAAUGAGGCUCUUGAAUUUUUUGGCAGAAUGGAGGAUUCAAGUGAGAAACCUGACGAAAUAACCUUUCUCUCUGUGCUUUCAGCUUGUGCACAUGGGGGAUUUCUGAAGGAAGGUUUAGAAAUUUACUCUAAUAUGGAGAAAUAUGGCGUGUUGCCAAGCAUCAAACACUAUGGCUGUUUGGUAGACCUUCUGGGACGAGCAGGAAGAUUACAGGAGGCUUAUGACUUGAUCAAGGGAAUGCCAGUAAGACCGAAUGGUACAGUUUGGGGAGCUCUGCUUGGAGCUUGCAGGAUUCAUAUGGACACGGAGAUCACAAAGCAGGUGGUGGAAGAGUUUGGAACACCUGCUGCACCAGAUUGUAACACUACAGGUUCUGGAGAUGACUCACAGUUUGUGCUGCUUUCUAAUAUUUAUGCUGCUUCUGAUAGAUGGGAAAAGGCUGAAAGGACAAGGAUGGUGAUGGUGAAUAAGGGAUUUCAGAAGACACCCGGGUGUAGUUCAAUAUCGCUCACUAGCAUAACACACCAAUUUGAUCCAAUACCUAAUAAAUCAUUAGCUGUGUAGCAGAGUCCAGCCUCUCCCCCGCCCAGAUGAGCGGACUCAUACAACUCAAAAACAUGCUCUGGAUUUUCUAGUACUCAUUAAACUACUAAUUGAUGGUAUGACGUGAGAUUAUGACUAAUUGUAAAAGUUGUGUGUGCAUCUGUGGAUGUAUAUAUAUAUGUAUAUAUAUAUAAUAAGCACAAUUGUACAAUAAAAAAAGAACAUAUUUUAUCUUUAACA